This is a messenger RNA of Somion occarium, 1418 nucleotides long. Lineage: Eukaryota; Fungi; Basidiomycota; Agaricomycetes; Polyporales; Cerrenaceae. The record is from the annotation of a GenBank genome assembly.
AGCGACAUACGCUGGAGGUCAAUGUUCAACGUUCAGUAUUCAAUGUUGUCCUAGACGUUCCCAAGAUACAGCGAACCCCGAACCAUUCAACGCAACACUGAAACCAUAGAAUAGGGUCAGUACAUGCGCCCGGGACUAUACAGUUCUUCGGGAAUAGCCGAAGCCACUGCCGCAGAAACUUGAGUAUCGGCGACGUCGAGUGGAAAGUUAUUCAAUCCCCUCACGCCCUCACGAGUAGGUAAAGUUAAAAGCAUGAGCGGAAGCAAGCUCUCAGUGUCAAGCGUGCGGGGCUCUAUCAAGGAGUUGCUCGCCGAAGCCAAUGGCGAGAAAAAGCGCAACUUUGUUGAGACCAUCGAACUCCAGAUUGGUCUCAAGAACUAUGACCCCCAGAGGGACAAGCGUUUCUCUGGAACUGUCAAGUUGCCCAAUGUACCUCGCCCUCGCAUGUCCAUCUGCAUUCUCGCCGAUGCCGCCGACAUCGAUCGUGCUAAGCAGAUCGACCUCGAGUACAUGUCUGUUGACGAUUUGAAGAAGCUCAACAAGAACAAGAAGCUUGUCAAGAAGCUCGCAAAGAAGUACGAUGCCUUCCUUGCUUCUGAGACUCUCAUCAAGCAGAUCCCUCGUCUCCUCGGUCCUGGUCUCUCCAAGGCCGGAAAGUUCCCCACACCCGUCGCUCACGCUGAGGACUUGAGCAACAAGAUCACUGAGGUCCGCUCGACGAUCAAGUUCCAGCUUAAGAAGGUUCUCUGUUUGGGUGUUGCCGUUGGCCACAUUCAGAUGACCGAUGACCAGGUCCUCGGAAACGUCAUGCUUAGUAUGUCCAGUUUUAACUUGCUACAGAGGAUUAUAGUGACCUUUUUUUUUUGUUGCGCAGGCAUCAAUUUCCUCGUUUCCCUGCUGAAGAAGAACUGGCAGAACGUCAAGUCUCUACACAUCAAGACAACGAUGGGCAAGCCCGUCCGUCUCUUCUAAGCAGUUUGCCAAUUUCGCCAUGUCGUCACCUCGCCUAUACCUAUUUUAUGGCUCGUGAAAUGGUUUAGAGGGUUCCAACACACUAUUGUUAUCGUCGCAAAUAUGUUUUAGUCUCUUCAAUUUGACUGGGAAGACCUAGGGGCCGUAAUGCAAAACAUGAAGCCCCGCACGCUUGGACCAACGGCUUCAGAGAGGGCAGGGAGUCGAUUGGGAGCUGAUGCGGUUCCUAGGUUUUUUUCUGGUCCGGUGGAGGAAGCUGGAUUAUUUUGUAUUUGUUCGACGAUUACUUCCUUUGGUGACCUUGGCUACAUGCAUCUAUGUACUAAUGAUCAUGAUAUAUUGUAUGGCAUAAUGCAGUGUGUAGUCUACGGCUUCUUCGAUUGCAACAUGCGUGUUCGCAGAAACGAACUGAAAUUGUGCAAACGCAUGCGCAGCCACUUGGAUUU